GAUCCGGGUCAUCAACGCCUAGAUUACGAGCGUGUGAGCACGCGACAUCGCUACAAGCUUUACGUCGCGAUCGCGCAAAUUUAAAUGGGAAAAGAGGGAGCAAAUAUGCCACUCGGACUGAGCUACGCAAGUGAUUCCUCUGGAGGAGCGCCAAAAGCAUCCCUGUAGUAUAUAUACCUAUCGUGUUUCUUGGAAGACUUGAGCGAUACAAGUUGCCUGGCUCAAGAUCGCCAAGAAAGAUUUGCUUUUCCCUCUCUCUGACACCACCGCUGGUGAAUCGUCUUCAACCUCGGUCUUCUUCUUCCAUGGCGCAGCUUUUGUGGUCGGCGCUCGGGCUUCUUCUUCUUGCCAGCUCGGUGGCAGACGCGGCGACCGCCAACUACACGUUCACGGUACAGAGCAUGAGAAUCAAUCAGCUGUGCAACAGCACUGACAUCAUCGCGGUGAACGGCCAGCUGCCAGGCCCGACGAUAGACGUGUUCGAGGGCGACGAGGUGGUCGUCGAUGUCAUCAACGCGUCGCCGUACAACUUAACCAUCCACUGGCAUGGCGUGCUGCAGAAGCUGACGCCAUGGGCGGACGGGCCGAGCAUGGUGACGCAGUGCCCGAUCCAGCCCAACAGCUCCUACACGUACCGGUUCAACGUGACGGGGCACGAGGGCACGCUGUGGUGGCACGCGCACUCCUCCUUCCUCCGCGCCACCGUGUACGGGCCCCUCAUCAUCCGCCCCCGGAACGGCACCGCCUACCCCUUCCCGGCGCCGGACCAAGAGCUCCCCGUCGUACUUGGCGAGUGGUGGAGCCAGAAUGUCGUCGACGUCGAGAAGGACGCGCUCAUGGCCGGCCAGCUGCCUUCCCGCUCCGACGCCUUCACCGUUAACGGCCUCACCGGCCAGCUCUACCAGUGCGCAAACGAGACGUUCACGGCGGUGGUGCAGCCGAACACGACGGUGCUGCUCCGGGUGAUCAACGCCGCGCUCAACACGCACCUCUUCUUCAAGGUGGCCGGGCACAACUUCACGGUGGUGGCCGUGGACGCGUGCUACACCGCCAACUACACCACGGACACGCUGGUGCUGGCGCCGGGGAACACCGUGGACGCGCUCGUCUACACGGGCGCCACGCCGGGGAGCUACUACAUGGCGGUGGAGCCGCACCACACGCUGUCGCCCGCGGCCACCGAGGACACCUCCGACGGCGGCGCCACCGCCACGGGCAUCCUGCUCUACAACGGCACGUCGGCCACGGCGACGCCCGCCAUGCCCGCCAUGCCCAACAACUCGGACUCGACGACGGCCAGCGACUUCUACUCCGGGCUGCGGGGCGUGCCCGCGGCCGUGCCGUCGCCGGUGGACGUGAACAUGACCGUCCAGCUGGGGCUCGGCCAGCUGCCGUGUGACGCGGCCCAGACCAACUGCUCCGUGAACGCCUUCGCGGCGGCCAUGAACGGGGUCUCGUUCCGCCUGCCCACCCAGAUGUCGCUCCUGGAGGCGCAGUUCAGCGGCGCGCCCGGCGUGUACACGGCCGACUUCCCGGACGGCGUGCCGCCCAACGGCACGGCCAUGGUGGAGGGGACCAAAGUGAGGAGCCUGCCCUACAACUCGACGGUGGAGGUCGUGCUCCAGAACCCGACCGCCUUCCCGUCGGAGAACCACCCCAUCCACCUCCACGGCUUCAACUUCUUCGUGCUGGCGCAGGGGCUCGGCACCUUCACCCCGGGCAACACCAGCGCCUACAACCUCGUCGACCCCGUGGCCCGCAACACCAUCGCCGUGCCCACCGGGGGCUGGGCCGUCAUCCGAUUCGUCGCCAACAACCCAGGCAUGUGGUUUUUUCACUGCCACCUGGACGCGCACGUCCCGAUGGGGCUCGGGAUGGUGUUCGCGGUGGAGAACGGGACGACGGCCGACUCCAUGCUGCCUCCGCCGCCGGCGGAUCUGCCCGUGUGCUAGAGCACGCAAGUUUCCAGCGCGACUUCAUCAUGGUCUUGCCUGCAAAUUUACAGAAUUAAUUGUUCUUUGUGUGUGUAAAAAAAACGACGAAGCGUAUACGUGUGCAGGACCGUUCGUUGAUUUGCCGCGUGUGUUUAUGGUGAACGUGUACAUGGAUUGGGUUUGGUGUAACAACGUUCUCUUUCUUUGGUGUAAAUACCAAAUGAUUCGAUUUCA
This is a messenger RNA of Hordeum vulgare subsp. vulgare (domesticated barley), 2168 nucleotides long. Its product is annotated as laccase-7-like. Gene Ontology annotation, molecular function: hydroquinone:oxygen oxidoreductase activity; copper ion binding. Lineage: Eukaryota; Viridiplantae; Streptophyta; Magnoliopsida; Poales; Poaceae. The transcript is spliced from 6 exons. Gene Ontology annotation, cellular component: apoplast. The record is from RefSeq and is a predicted model, not a curated record. Bases 306 to 1952 code for a protein of 548 amino acids. Gene Ontology annotation, biological process: lignin catabolic process.